AUCUUCUCCAAAACCCCCGAGAAGAUUCCACUCAUUGACACCAAAAAUCUUGUGUCACUAGUUCAUGUUCUCAUCCUUUUCCACCGCUUUAUCCUUCGGAUUUUGCAAGGAGUUCUGGAUCCGCUCCGUUUUUUACAUUGUUGUAUAGCUGGAGAAACAUUUAACUACCAUGUUGCCGUGCAAGAGGAUAAAGAAUGUGGACAUGAAAGACAGCAGCAAGCGAAUUUUGAUCAUGAUAAACGUUGUGGGAAGCGCGGGUCCGAUUCGGUUUGUGGUCAGUGAAGAGGCUGCGGUGGCUGCAGUCAUCGAGACCGCUCUUAAGUCCUAUGCUCGUGAAAGCCGUCUUCCGGUUCUCGGUACCAAAUGCACUGAUUUCUUUCUUUACACUCCGAUCGCCGGAACCGAAGCUCUGAAUCCGUGUGAGAUGAUCGGAUCUUUUGGAGUGAGGAACUUCUUGUUAUGCAAGAAAACAAAAGAGGUGGCGGAGAUAACGAGGAAGAGCUCCGGCAGGUGGAAGUCAUGGUUCAAUAAAUCGCUUACUCUGAAAGUUACUCCUCGUUGAGUUAACUGUAAAGGGUUAACUAUUGGAUCAAUGGUUUUUGGAUACAUAUGACGAAUUGACGAUGUGUUGUUUUUUAAAUAAAUUUGGCAUGGUGGUAUCCUAGCUAGUUAGUCUACAUAGUUGUAGUCAUGGGUGUUGAUUUUAAAACGGCAUAUGUCAAUUUGAAUAAAGACGUCAUCGGUGUUGAUUUUAAAA
Helianthus annuus (common sunflower) is the source of this 757-nucleotide messenger RNA. RefSeq lists its product as uncharacterized. NCBI's taxonomy places the organism in Eukaryota, Viridiplantae, Streptophyta, Magnoliopsida, Asterales, Asteraceae. The record is from RefSeq and is a predicted model, not a curated record. Bases 170 to 562 code for a protein of 130 amino acids. The transcript has 2 exons.